AUGUAUAGAAGGAAUACACCAGAAGGUCAUGGGUUUGAGAGUCAGCAUUCGUGUAGUGAUGCCGGUUUUGCGACCUUUGACGAGUUCGACAAAUUGACAUCUGUUCGUGUUAACUACGCGGAUGAACUAUUUCUUGCUAGUGGAUACUCGAGAGAUGUUGCUCUGUAUGACAUUAGUAGUGGAAGACGCUUGCUUGCAGGAAUUCAACAUGAGUAUCUUGGCAGCCUAUAUGCGUCCUCGCUCGAGGUCUCUGAAAGUUUCAUGGUCAAUAUGAUAGCAUCUAUUGACUAUGCCAAGGAACACCUUGAUGGUCAGCAAUCUAUAGAAUUUUAUACAGAAACACUACAACCCUGGCAUUCCAUUUAA
Molecule: messenger RNA, 366 nt
Organism: Prunus armeniaca (apricot)
Lineage: Eukaryota; Viridiplantae; Streptophyta; Magnoliopsida; Rosales; Rosaceae
Source: the annotation of a GenBank genome assembly